Messenger RNA from Australozyma saopauloensis, 1008 nucleotides. RefSeq lists its product as uncharacterized. Gene Ontology annotation, cellular component: endosome. NCBI's taxonomy places the organism in Eukaryota, Fungi, Ascomycota, Pichiomycetes, Serinales, Metschnikowiaceae. Gene Ontology annotation, biological process: retrograde transport, endosome to Golgi; protein targeting to vacuole. The transcript has a single exon. Gene Ontology annotation, molecular function: phosphatidylinositol-3-phosphate binding. The coding region runs from base 1 to 1008 and encodes 335 amino acids. The record is from RefSeq and is a predicted model, not a curated record.
AUGAACAGUGGCUACGGAGACGAUAUUUUUGAAAACGGAUGGGCAGCAUCUUCGCCAGAACAACCGCUGGCUUUUGGAUCUCGGCCAGUGCUGGCAGAGCCCGCGGUUCUCUCGUCGAAGGCGUCCCAACAAUACCAAACUUUGUAUGAACAUCUCCAUGGCAAGGUCAAGUCCGUGACCGAAUUGGAGGCGGUUGUAUUUGCGCCAUUGAUAGCGCAUCAUAGUCUUACGGGUUAUCAGAGUAGUCGUAUCAUUGACACCAUGUAUGACCAUAACAUAUUGCCGCCCAACGUAGAACGCAAUUUCCACCAGAUCAUGGGGCUUCUUGCUCUCGAGCUUGAGGUGAGCGGCCUGGGAGACUAUGUGACUCUUCAGUUUCGGCUCAAUUCGGGGCUCCCACCGCUCCCCGAGGAGCUGUACCAGCUACUUCUCUCCGACGAAGGUGAACAGAAACCCCUCUCACACCAAGAUAGUCCUGGGCCAUUGGCCUCGCUGAUUGGAAACCUUGCAGUGUCUGACUCUGCAAAGCCCCAGGACACCGAGUGGACCGCCACAACGCUUGACAAUCCACUCAUGGCAGACCACUCAGUUCUCCUGAUCGAUCCUGACUCCUCUGUUGCUGAUGCUGCUCACGGAAACGAUGAGAGCUACGUAAAAAAGUACAUCACCGACCUCCGGGACGAAUUCUCGCCCUUGGUAGGUGCUGUUUAUCCGAUCAAAAUUAAGGAAGUGCCCGAGAAAGAGGGCCUUGUCUUUAAACACAUCAAUUACACAAUUACGCACGAACUCAGUUUAGGAGUGGAGGUCACAGGAGGUGCGAAAAAAGUGAUCCGUCGAUACUCUGACUUUGUUUGGCUUCUCGAGUUUCUUCUAAAGAAGUAUCCCCUUCGAGUAAUCCCUGGUCUUCCUCCUAAAAAAUUUACCGGUAUGUUUCUCACUUCAGCUAUACUUAUGUUUUUCUCACGAAUCUCCUCUAUUGCUCUCGACACUUUUGUCACUUUCUUAUAA